GUAAAAAGGGAUGAAUUGACACUUUUUCUGCUUUGAUGAAUGGAAAAAACCCUAAUGAAACCCUUCUUCGACUGAAAAAAUUCUUCUUCUGCUCCGGAAUUAGGGUUUUCAUCACCUUCUCAGGCGAGAAUCUUCCGUCUCAUUGGUGGCGAAGAUGUCGGACUAUCCCGUGCUUGAUAAUCUCCCCAUUGAUAAAUGGAAGGUACCAGCAUUAAGGGAAGAGCUUAAGAGGAGGAACUUAAUGACAAAAGGUUUGAAGGAUGAUCUUGUUAAUCGAUUAAAUAAUGCUAUCCACAGAGAAAGAGGAGAACCUGAGGUUGAAGAGAGUACUGAAAUAAAUCCCGAUGUUCUUGAAUGGAAUAAUAAAAGUAUGGGGCAUCCCCAAAACAAAGUUAUUAAGGGUUCUGAUCGUGAUACUGAUCCUGCCAAUGCCACCAAAGUCUUGGAUGAGGUUGCAACUGGGGGUACUGAUGACGUUUCUGGAGUAAGAGAACAUUCAGAGGCUUCUGUUGGUAGCACUAGUGUUAUAAAUGAGAUUGUGUCUACUGAUCAAUUUGUUGAAGUCAAAAUUGAUAAGAAACACGAGGUUAUCGAUUCUUCUCUGAACAACGAUGUUGUUGAUGAGGUAUCUGGAGUUAGGUAUGCUGCUAUUCAGAGCAGUGGCACUGUACAGGACAUUGAGGAUAUGCGAAUUUCAUCUUCUGAGGGAGUGCUUGAGGAUAACCUUAGGAGACAAGAGAAUGAUGCCGAGUUAACCCCAGUAACAUCCAAGGAUGCCUUGGGAAACAAUAGCAUUAAGUUGGAGGAUGAGGGUCUGAAACUCUCAGGCAUGGAUGCUGAGUAUGAUAAGUCCAAUCCAGACACUCAGGUAUAUGAGGUCAACCCUGAUUUAGGGUCUCAAGUAAAAUCUGACACAUUUUCUACUGAUACUUUGCCCAUUAAUGAAAAUAAUGAUUUAAAUGAUAAUUUGAAUGCUGAUAAUGUUAAAUUAGUAACUGAAGUUGUUAGGCAAGAGAAGGAGUCAUCCAGCAAAGAUCUGUCAGAUGUUGGUAGCAUUUAUCCAUUGCAUGAUCAGAUGCCACAUGAGAUGCAGGGUCAUGUUGGAGAAACUGUUGAUGACAAAUCUUCGGAGGUGAAAUUUAGCAUGAAAAAGGCCAAUGCAGAUCAGGUUUCUGUUGCUGUUACCAAGGUAGAGCAUGGUUUAGAAAGUAACACAUUGAAUAAUAGUGAGCAAAAAGAUGUUCAGUUUGAAAAAGCUAGAACUUUAGGUGAUGUUAUAGACCCUAGUUUGUCACCCAAGAAAGUUGAGGUAUCUGCUGAAGAUAAACAUUGUAUUGCUGCUUCCAAUGAUGAUAGAAAAGUUUUGAGCAAGAUAUCUGAGGUAGCGGAUGAUCAGAAUAUGGAAAAGAUAAAUUUGGAUCAAUCUUCAGCUGAUGAUUCCAUGGAGGAGGAUGUAGUAGAGACAAAGCAUGUGGCUUUUGAUCAUAUUUCUAAGGAGAAUGAUAAGACUGAAGAGUCUAUUACGGGAAUGACAAAAGAGCCCAAAGUUGUACGAAAUGGCUCUUCUGAUGCAACGCAGCAAGACAAUCCUUCUGAGAAGGUUGAGUCUCCUCAAGAAUCUAAAGAUGGGUCUCCUGAAUUGUCAGAGAAGAGAAAGUUUCAAGUAGGAGAUGGGAGUAAAGAGCCUGCAAAAAGGCAGCGCAAAUGGAACACUGAGAAUUUGAAUACUGCUGAGCCACAAAAUUCAAAUAUUGCAUUAUCAGAGAACUUGGUUCAGACCAUCCCUGUCAAGCCUAUCUUUGGCAGGACCGACUCUACAGUUAGUGAGGAUGCACCCAAGGAGCGCCUUGUACCAAAGUCUUCCAAAACAGCCACUAAUUCUCUCAAAAUUGAGAACUUCUUGCGGCCCUUUACACUGAAAGCUGUGCAAGAGCUCCUUGCAAGAACUGGUGAAGUCUGCAGUUUCUGGAUGGACCAGAUAAAGACCCAUUGCUAUGUCACGUAUUCUUCGGUAGAGGAAGCCAUAGAGACCCGAAAUGCUGUUUACAACCUCCAAUGGCCACCAAAAGGAGGUCGUCUCCUGGUUGCAGAUUUUGUUGCUCCCCAACAGGUGCAAACCAAGAUAGACGGACGGGAGCCUGCUACUCCAGCGACAAAUCGCAGUCCUGCAGUGCCUCCAGCUUCAUCCUCUGUUCAAGCACCACCUGCUUGGCAGCAGGGUCGCAAACAGCAGGUUGAGUCAGAACAUCCACUAAUGCGCCAGCCACCACCUGCUCCUCCUACUGCGCUACCAAUAAAAGAGAGGUUGGCUCCACCUGCUUGGCAGCAGGGUCGCAAACAACAGGUUGAGUCAGAACAUCCACUCACGCGCCAGGCACCACCUGCUCCUCCUACUGCGCCACCAAUAAAAGAGAAGUUGGUUCCACCUGUUGCUGAUAAAAAUGACCCCCCUGUUAUUACUUUGGAUGACAUCUUCAGAAAGACCAAAGCCGCUCCCCGUAUCUAUUAUUUACCGCUGACUGAUGAAGAAGUUGCUAAAAAGCUUGCCAGUAGAGGAGGUGCUGAGAACUAGAGCUUUUAAGUGAACAAAGGACUUGUUAGAUAGAUGGUAUAUGGAGAGGUGUUGCGAUGUAAUGCUGAUAACUGCUAAUUUACCCUCACAGAGAAGUUGCAGUCUUGAGGCUCACUUAAGACCUUGCUUUCUUUUCUAUUUUCGUUGUUAAUGGUUACUGCAAGGUUGAAGUCUCUACUGUAUUUUACUUUGGGUUGAAGAAACAUAACAAAAUGUGCAGAAUCUGCCUUCUUUCUUCAUCCAGAUUCAUCGUUGAAUUGCGCCGUAGCUGUAAAUGCCAUUUAUCUCCAUUCGUUUUCUUUA
Molecule: messenger RNA, 2875 nt
Organism: Solanum tuberosum (potato)
Lineage: Eukaryota; Viridiplantae; Streptophyta; Magnoliopsida; Solanales; Solanaceae
Product: apoptotic chromatin condensation inducer in the nucleus-like
Exons: 6
Coding region: 155-2572 (805 amino acids)
Molecular function (GO): nucleic acid binding
Source: RefSeq, a predicted model, not a curated record